AUGUCCAAUACAGUAGAAACCCACCUCCUUGCAUACCCAUUCCCCUCUUCUGGUCACGUAAUUCCCCUCAUCGACCUCUCCAAAAUCCUAGUCUCUCACAACAUACACGUCACCGUUUUGGUAACUCCAUCAACCCAAAACCUUGUCCCUACAAACUAUUCCCCUCUUCUCCAAACCUUCCUUCUCCCCCAACCUCAUUUCCCAAACCCAAACCAAAACAGGCUCAUUUCCAUCCUCUCUUUCAUGCGCCAGCACCAUUACCCGAUUCUCCUUCACUGGGCCCGGACCCACCCUUCACCCCCUUCAGCUAUCAUCUCUGACUUCUUCCUUGGCUGGGCUCACCUUCUCGCACGUGACCUCCACGUGCCGCGCCUACUCUUCUCUCCCACUGGUGCUUCCACGCUCUCAAUCUGCUUCUCUUUAUGGCGUGACAUAGACCUACUCCAAAAUGAUAACACCGAUGACCCAGAUUCUGUUGUUUCCUUCCCAACUCUUCCGAAUUCUCCAUUUUACCCCUCGUGGCAAAUCACCUCAAUGUUUAAGGAAAAGAAAGGGGAACCACAACCAGAAUUGGAGAUCAUAAAUAACGAUUUCCGCUUAAAUCUUGAAGCUUGGGGUGUCGUUUUCAACUCCUUCCUUGAUUUGGAACCAUCUUACUUUGAUCAUUUAAAGAAAGAACUGGGUCAUGCUAGAGUUUGGGCGGUGGGUCCAGUUAUGCCAACUGAACCCGGUUCGAAUGAACCGGAAGAAAGAGGCGGGACCAGCACUAUUUCAUGCGACCUACUCACCACGUGGCUCGAUAAGCUUGAGGACCGUUCGGUGGUUUAUGUUUGCUUUGGAAGCCGUACAGUUCUGACCACCGUGCAAAUGGAGGUUUUAACAACUGCAUUGGAGUUAAGUGGGGUUAAUUUCAUAUUAUCUGUGACGGCUCCCGAUGAACGACAUGUAGAUCAGGAUUGCGGUGUAAUACCGAGUGGUUUCAUCGAACGGGCGAGAGGGAGAGGGAGAGGGUUUGUGAUCGAGGGAUGGGCGCCGCAGUUGGUGAUACUGAGUCACCGUGCAGUGGGAUCGUUCUUGACUCAUUGUGGUUGGAAUUCGGUGUUAGAAGGGUUGGUUUCUGGUGUGGUGAUGCUGACGUGGCCGAUGGGUGCGGAUCAGUAUACGAAUGCGAAGCUGUUAGUGGAUCAGUUAGGUGUGGCGGUUCGAGUCGGAGAAGGGAAUAAGAAGGUUCCAAAAAUAAGUGAGCUAGUGGAGAUAAUAAAGGGAUCUUUAGGAGGGUUGAAGGAGAGGGUAAGAGCUCAAGAGUUGAGGGAUGCUGCAUUGGGUGCCAUUCAGAAAAAUGGAAGUUCACAUAAACAGUUAGAUGUGCUGGUGAAGGAUCUUAAUAAACUUAAAAAUGAGUGA
Molecule: messenger RNA, 1404 nt
Organism: Vicia faba (fava bean)
Lineage: Eukaryota; Viridiplantae; Streptophyta; Magnoliopsida; Fabales; Fabaceae
Source: the annotation of a GenBank genome assembly